AUGGCAAUCUGCAUCACGUUCGGAACGCAUGAGUUUACAUCCAUGCUGCAAGGCUACGAAAAUGUCAGGGCUUACUGCUAUAACUGCCAACACUAUAAUGGACAUUGUAUUACGCGAUGGCCCUGGUUUACCGUCUGCUUUAUUCCUAUGAUCCCGCUGGCAACACACAAGUACAAGGAAGUCACAUGUUACACAUGUCGCUUCACCCAAGACCUACGUGAUCGCCCUGAUAUCACGCCAGAGACUAGGCCUCCGAUAGGUGCACCGGCUGGCCCAGCGCCACCUCCACAGGCCUACUGGGGACCUCCUCCUCAGGCUUCCGGGGGAGGCGGAUAUCCGCAGCCUCAGGCCGGGGCACCGCCGCAGAAUCUUCAGUAUAAGUGA
This is a messenger RNA of Aspergillus bombycis, 384 nucleotides long. Its product is annotated as rhodopsin family protein. The record is from RefSeq and is a predicted model, not a curated record. Bases 1 to 384 code for a protein of 127 amino acids. Lineage: Eukaryota; Fungi; Ascomycota; Eurotiomycetes; Eurotiales; Aspergillaceae. The transcript is spliced from 7 exons.